UCGACCACCAACUAAAGGCGUCAAUCAAUCCAGGUUUCCAAUCCCGACUCCCCGCCCCGAGCCCACUCCUUAGCCCUUGCCUUUCACCGAUGCAAUGCGUUCGAGUAAGAUCUUGAUCCCCCGAGCGCAACAUUUGACCACAAUUUCGAGCUCUCGAUCCCGCUCAGUCCAGGCCUGUGAUCUGUGUCGAAAACGCAAGGCCAAGUGCAAUAGGGCCAAGCCAUGCCUCUACUGUGAAGGGCUGGGCCUGGAAUGCACGUAUACCGAGGUGAAACGGCCUAGGGAGGUGGACCAGUUGCGGAGCCGAAUUAAUCGCCUUGAGCGCGUGAUCAAGCCCAUCUUGUCCCGAGCAAAUCCCACAUCAUCCGUAGUACUUGCGGAGCGUCCAGAUGCUCCGAGUAGCCUGCUACGGCAGAAUUCUCCAGGGAAUCUAUACAGUGCGCUGGGACAGGUGGACCAUGAACUCAGCGAUCUGCAUCAUAUCUACCAAGCUAUCCAGGAAUGCGAUGUGGAUAUACUGCCAGAGGUGGUAAACACAAUCCGUUACAGUGCAUCAGUGCAUGAUGCCGCCACCCGUCUGGGUAGACAGUUGCCAUCACAUCAAGCCCCUAUGACCCUCGAAAGAAUGCAGCAGGUCUGGCUGACUCGGAUGUCCGGUCAAGUCGAGACGAUCGAGCAACAGCCGCCAUAUAGCGUCCUUACAACCAAUUUAUGGUCGACGUUGGUUUCGGAUGCCACUGCUUCGCAUUUGUUCCCACUUUACUUUGCUUGGGACAAUCCUACCUGGCGGCACUUUUCGUACGACCUCGAGAAACCCUGGGACCGUCGGAAAGAGAUAGGUACCGCAAAACAGCUUUUCCGAGUGAUCGAGAAACUUUGGGCUCGCGAGAAGACCCGAAUCUGCAUCCCUACCAAAGGACAAGGUCUACAUACUUCGUCGGCGAGAGUUCUUCGCGAUAACCCGCAGGCGCAUAAAGCCAUUGCCUGUGCGGUCUACGAUAUGGAGUUAAUGUCAGUGCAAAUACUAAAAAUGCCCUCGGUGUGGCCGGGCCCGCCGGAAGUAUUCCUGGACGAAGACGAAGCAUUUGCUGCCGAUCUCAACGAACAGUGGACCCCAUAUCCUUUCACAAUUCCCGUUUACCGACCAUAUACGAACACUAGAAGCUGGGCCCGUCGAAAUCUUCUCAUCAUCGUAAAUGACAUGGUCAAGCUAUCAUUCACUUUGGGUAAUCUGACCGACCUGGACGACUGGCAGAGGGGAACCGCCUGCUACACGAGAUUUGAUACUUUUAAACAGGCUCCCCCGGCCGUACUGGACGUUGAAACAAACAAAUCACCGCAUAAUAUAUGUCUACACCUAUACUACCACGCGACGGUCGUCAACCUCUGCGGCCCAUUCAUCUCCCGCCGAAGUAAUAUUUCUAAAAAAUCACUAGCUGCCUUCACCAAUUUCGACCCACGCAAAAUUCUAGGGGAAACAAUGGACUCAAUGGGGGCCCUGGUCCUGAUUUACCGUGCUUGUCAUGGCUGGAAAUCCGUCCCCGUGGCCAUGAGUCAUUAUUUCUUCAUGGCGGGUAUCCAUGCAGCCUCACAUUUAGAACUUUCCAGAUGGCGUGAGAUUCUGGUCACCUGCGUCGCAGGUCUCUGGCAUAUGAGUCUGACGUGGCGACUCUCUCGGGCUUUCUUGCGGACGAUAGAGCUGGUGCUCAAUUCGAGUGCGGAUGCCACAUAUAUUCCCAAACAGGUACAAUCUAUUUUGAGAGAGCAUCACGAGAAGGUUUGGACUCGGGUUGAAGUUGAUGGGCUGGGGGCCAAUUAUGUCGUUCAUCAUUAUCUCAACUUGGAACUCGAGGCGGGGAGCGGCAAUGGCCCUUUUCAUGGAGAGAGUCUGGAAACGGUCAUUCGGGCGUUUGAUAGAUUGGGUACGGAUUAUAGUGAAAGUGAUGUUACUCUCGCCCUCUCUACUUUCAUCCUGGUAGAUGUAUACCCCUACGCGAAGGGUCAACCCUAUCUCGCGAAGCACACCAUCGACGGUCGCAAUUAG
Aspergillus sclerotioniger CBS 115572 is the source of this 2044-nucleotide messenger RNA. RefSeq lists its product as uncharacterized. NCBI's taxonomy places the organism in Eukaryota, Fungi, Ascomycota, Eurotiomycetes, Eurotiales, Aspergillaceae. The record is from RefSeq and is a predicted model, not a curated record. Gene Ontology annotation, molecular function: zinc ion binding; DNA-binding transcription factor activity, RNA polymerase II-specific. The transcript is spliced from 7 exons. Bases 95 to 2044 code for a protein of 649 amino acids. Gene Ontology annotation, biological process: regulation of DNA-templated transcription.